Molecule: messenger RNA, 3185 nt
Organism: Eleginops maclovinus (Patagonian blennie)
Lineage: Eukaryota; Metazoa; Chordata; Actinopteri; Perciformes; Eleginopidae
Gene: foxj1a
Product: forkhead box J1a
Exons: 3
Coding region: 197-1609 (470 amino acids)
Biological process (GO): regulation of transcription by RNA polymerase II
Cellular component (GO): nucleus
Molecular function (GO): RNA polymerase II cis-regulatory region sequence-specific DNA binding; DNA-binding transcription factor activity, RNA polymerase II-specific
Source: RefSeq, a predicted model, not a curated record
CGGUCAGCACCGCGCCAAACACCGUGCACAGGAAUCCAACUUUCCCUCACUUCACCGACAAAACUGACCACAGCUGAAGCAGACUAAGGCUCUAUACGUGCUGGAUUUAAAAAGACCUGUUCUCAACAUUACAGCAGAAAAAGGUGGUGGCAGGGGAAGGAGGGUGACAGAGAGAGAGAGAGAGAGAAAGAGAACCAUGCUGUCUCUGAGCUGUGCCGACCCGUGGCCCGAAGGCUCCGUGGGACUGGAGGAGGAGGUUGUGACCGCGGCUGCUCAGGCAGAGGAGCGGGACACAAACAGCAGCAUCUGCAGCUCCGUGAACCUGGACGACAGUCUGACCAGCCUGCAGUGGCUGCAGGAGUUCUCCAUCCUCGGGGCCAACGUGCCGCAGCAGGCGCUCCACCUGCAGCCGCAGCUAUUCGGACACCAGCCGCUGGGCUCCGACGCACCAGCCUCCCCUGUGGCCGGGGACCCUGCCUCCUCCAUCGGCAUGCCGCUGACCCCCGGGAAGCCCACGGCGGCGGCCUACAGCAGGAUGCAGUCCCUGCCGGGCAUCGUGGCGCACGGGCACUGCCCAGACGAGGUAGACUACAAGACGAACACGCGCAUCAAGCCACCGUACUCGUACGCGACGCUCAUCUGCAUGGCGAUGCAGGCCAGCAAAAAGAGCAAGAUCACCCUGUCCUGCAUCUACCAGUGGAUCACCGACAACUUCUGCUACUACAGACAUGCGGACCCCACCUGGCAGAACUCCAUCAGACACAACCUAUCACUCAACAAGUGCUUCAUCAAGGUGCCGCGUCAGAAAGAUGAACCAGGGAAGGGCGGCUUCUGGAAGAUUGACCCUCAGUAUGCUGAGCGUCUUCUGAGUGGCGCCUACAAGAAGAGGCGAAUGCCCCCGGUCCAGAUCAACCCAGCCUUGCAAAACCGUCUCCGAAUCAACAUUCACCCACAAACCAGAGGCCCCUGUAUCCCUGCGGGAAGUCAGAGCGGCUUGUGCAUCAACCCCGAGUCUCAGCAGCUUCUCCGGGAGUUUGAAGAGGCAACCAGUGCUGACCAGAACUGGGACCCUCAUCUGGCUGAAGGGACCAUGCUGGGGUCCUGGCCAGUGGUAAGGGGAAGAAGUGGCCACAAGAGAAAACUAGGAUCAAGAAAUGGCGGCACCAAAGCUACCCGGCGCUCAAGUUCACCGUUGCUUUCCGUUGACGAACAGAAGGAGAUUGGACCUCUGAAGGGAGACUUUGACUGGGACGCCCUGCUGGACUCUGCUCUCAGUGGGGAGCUCAGCUUGGAUGGAGGAGACCCCCUUAGCCCCAUCAUGAAGGAUGAAGACCUGACGGUACGGGGGACCCACAUCUCUCUGGUCGAAGCCCCGCCAGGGACCGCAGACAUCCACGUGUUGGUGGAGACCCAAAGGAAUAAUGAGGUUUCAGACUUUGAUGAAGAGACCUUCCUCGCCACCGCCUUCCUAGAGACCCCGUGGCCAGAAGAGGAGGAACAAAGCAGCAAUGACUUCCUGUGCAGCUCCUCCGUCAACCUGGACCAGCUGUUUGACCUUGGAGACUCGCUAGGCGGGGACCCCAACACCCGGAUUGACACCCUCCUUUGAGGAAUAGUUGGAAAAUGAAAACUCACACACAAGGAAUAAUAGACUCUUUUUUUUAUUACACUUAAGCAAUGCUUAUUGGCUUUUUCAAGAUGUUUAAAGUAUUUUUAGAAUUACCUUUUGAUGCUGAUUCAUACAGGAAGUUAAUUCCCAAUGCCUAAUGAACAAAAAUGCCACAAUGUACAGCAGCAGAAACAUCAUCACAGGGAAAAAAUACUCAAACUAAAUGUAUGAACACCAGAAAAUUAAACUGAAAAAUAAUCCACCGUCACGAACCCUGGUUACGUAGUUAGCAUGAUGGAUGUAUUAAGACAGCUGGAUGCAGCGCCUCCAGUGGCCAACUGUGUUCCUACAACAAAAACAACACAACUGACAGGAAAGCUUGAAUUCCAAACAAGGUAAUAAUAAUCAAUCACUUUGUUUCUCUACAAAUGGAAAAAUUAAUUCAAUAGGUUUAGUUUUUGUAAAACAUAACCAGAGUAAGUGAUGUGAAUGAGUCUGACAUCACAAAUGAGCCAGGUCCCAUCGGUAUACACUUUUCUUAAAAACCUUUUACCUCUUUAGCCACGUUAUUCAACGUGCAGGAUCUCCACAUCAUGUUACCUUCUCCAUAUUAGAUGGGUUCAGUUAUAACUUACGACGUUUAGGGUUAGGGUUUAUGUAUGGUGAGAUAUAUAGUAAAUAUGGUGGCUUGGGUCAACAUGUAAGUAAAUGAAGUAUGUGACACGGGACUAAAACACAAGUCCCCCUGGAAAAUACUAUAUUUGUUUGACCCAGUCCAUCUGCCCUGACCUCUUACCUCAAUGUACUGUAACUAAAAGGGCCCAACUCUCAAGUACAAAAUUACCUGAACCUUCUAUUGAUCAUCCGAAUUCAUGGGGACUGCAGAGCAUGCAAAGUUGCAUUUCCCCAAACCCCGCCUGUAAGCCGCUACUAAGAAGUAGAUUUGCUUUUUAAAAAGUACACGCUCCCAAGGUUGGUCAAUGGGAAAAAAAAUGUUUGGGGCACAUAGCAUAACGUGUCUAACAUGGAAGUUGUAAUCCAAUGUUUAGUCACAACAACAAUUCGCUUCAUUACUUUAGCAGGGGCUUCCAGGGGGCUUUGUAGAAGCGUUAUUGCUUGGUUGGGAGUCAGAGCACCUAUGAGCUCUGCAACCAAUACUUAUUUUUUUAACUUGGCGCCAUCCUGGACUCUGGUAUCCAGUUGUAUAAUACAACCAUGGUUAGCAAAUUUGACUUUAUUACUCUUUUAAUGAGCUGUAUUAGAACUAUGGCCCCAUGUCUUUUAACAGUAUUUAGUCUGACAGGAGAAGGGUGAAACACUAAGCUACAAUAAGCUUUCUCCAUUUUGAACUCUCCAUGACUUCAAGGCUCAGAAUGUCCUGCAAAUGGUUAAUAAUGCAAUUGGGUGUGUUAAAGUUCACCAAAAUUGAUGCGAAAGAUCUGGAUUGAUUCACUUUGUGACACGCCGUCGAUUCAUUUUCACUGAUUUUGCCCCUGAACUUAAGAGUUAUUAAAUGCGGUCUUUAAGAUUGACACAUCAUGGUCUCCGUUUACGUCAUAAAAAAAGUGUGAAAUUA